UUGUUUCAGUUUUGAAACCCCGUCGCCAAGCUGUCUACCGCAAAUGAGAUUAAAGCCAUUUACCACGUGGAUGCGCUAAUAGGUCGGUGGCGCACGAGCCCGAUGAGCGCGUGCGCAGCGGCCGCCAUGCGCGAAAAGCACGCGGCGCCGCGCCGCCUCGCCUCCCCGCCCACUUCGCCGCACGAUCAUGUCUCCAGCCCUCUCGGCUCGCCGCGCGCCGACGAGCCACUCGACCUCAGGGUCACCCAUAAGCGCCCGCAGCGUCUCGAAGAUGAGAACUGCAAUCUCAUCACGCCCUCGCCGCCGCCGCACCCUACGCACCCAGCUCACCCGGCCCAUCCGGCCCUGCUCCAGUUCUGCCGACGGUUGCCUCUGGCGCUGCCGGCACCUUUCGGCCGCUACCCAUUCUUGCCGGCUGCAGCGGCGACCCUGCUCGCCCCGGGCGCUCCUCGUGCACCGCCAGUACCCCCCAGCCCCGGUGCGCCAAGAGCACGGGAUCGCUACACGUGCUCGUACUGCGGAAAAGCAUUUCCGCGCAGCGCUAAUCUAACUCGGCACCUAAGAACGCAUACCGGGGAACAGCCGUACCGCUGCAAAUACUGUGAACGCUCGUUCUCAAUAUCGUCCAACCUACAGCGGCAUGUAAGAAAUAUCCAUAAUAAGGAACGACCAUUUAGAUGUCGUCACUGCGACCGCUGCUUUGGACAGCAAACGAAUCUCGACAGGCAUCUUAAAAAGCACGAAGCGGAAAAUGGCGACGAUAACCGUCGGAGAUCACCUGACGAGACGUACUUUGAGGAGAUCAGGUCAUUUAUGGGACGAGUGGCCCCGGCGCGUCGCGUCGCCGCCGCUGCCAACGCCGCCGACCACACCUGAUAGUGGACCAACAUCAUCCACCUUUUACUAUAAUCUGGUCGAAACAUCCAAAUGACUCUUGUGUAGACUUUACUGAACUUUUGUUGGUGUGUGUGUUGUAUCUCAAUCAAGCUUCCAGUGUCUUCAAGCUAGACUUGAAGGGUUGUAAAUUAUAAUAUUACGACAAAGCAAAUAGAUGCUCUCAAACAUGAAAUGUUUUAAACAGCUCUCUAAGACAUCCGACUAAUUUUAUUAAGACAGUAAGCUAAAGCAUAAAGUUA
Molecule: messenger RNA, 1136 nt
Organism: Cydia splendana
Lineage: Eukaryota; Metazoa; Arthropoda; Insecta; Lepidoptera; Tortricidae
Product: transcription factor hamlet-like
Exons: 2
Coding region: 103-876 (257 amino acids)
Source: RefSeq, a predicted model, not a curated record